Messenger RNA from Cutaneotrichosporon oleaginosum, 2687 nucleotides. RefSeq lists its product as uncharacterized. Gene Ontology annotation, biological process: glycoprotein catabolic process. The record is from RefSeq and is a predicted model, not a curated record. Gene Ontology annotation, molecular function: beta-mannosidase activity. NCBI's taxonomy places the organism in Eukaryota, Fungi, Basidiomycota, Tremellomycetes, Trichosporonales, Trichosporonaceae.
CCUCGCCCCCCAUCACAAGACACCAUGGCCGACUCUGCAAAGUACGGCGGCGUACUCGACGCGCACCGCGCCACGAUUGGGGGGUGGGAGUUCUCGCGCGUUGCCUCCGAGACCGAGCCCGAUGUCCAGGAGGAAUGGGCGGGCUGCGCCGUCCCGACCAGCGUGCAGGUCGAGCUCAUCAAGGCCGGCAAGAUCCGUGAUCCGUACAAGGGACUCAACGAGUGGGACUGCCAGUGGAUCCACGAGUCCGCAUGGACGUUCCGCACGACAUUCCACGCCACGGCGGCGCAGCUCGCCGCGCCGCACGCCGACCUCAUCCUCGACGGCCUCGACACCUACUGCACCGUGCUCUUGAAUGGCAAGGAGAUCGCCAAGACGGACAACAUGUUCCUCUCGCACCGGAUCAGCGUCACGCGGCAGCUGAAGGAGAAGAACUCGCUCGAGCUGCGCUUCGCCGCGCCCCUCCUUGAGGCUAAGAAGGAGGAGGCGGCCAACGGCGGGCCUAUGGCGCUGUGGAACGGCGACUCAUCCCGCCUCUACUCGCGCAAGGCGCAGUACGGGUGGGGGUGGGAUUGGGGACCUGUGAUCAUGACGAUCGGGCCCUGGCGGCCGGUGUUCCUCGAGACGUACGGGGUGCGGCUGGCCAACUUGCGCAUUGACAGCACGCUGGCUGAGUGCGAUGGGAAGUGGGAUGCAGCGGCGCUCACUGUGUCCGAGCUCGACGUGAUCCCCGCCAUGCCCGCCGGCGCUAAGCUCGCGUACACGCUCACGGACGGCGCUGGGAGCGUCGUCAAGUCCGAGGUGACGGACAGACCUCGUUGGGAUCUUAGUGGCAAGGUCGAGGCGUGGUACCCCAUCCACUAUGGCGGACAGCCGCUGUACUCGCUUGAAGUUGCGCUGCUGGACCGCGACGGCGCGGUCAUCGCCAGAACGACACAGCGCACCGCGUUCCGCCACGUCAAGGUUGUGCAGGAGCCGCUGCCGGAUGCGCCGGGCUCGUCGUUCCUCUUCGAAGUCAACGGCGUGCGUGUGUUCUGCGGCGGCUCAAACUGGAUCCCCGGCGACAACUUCCUCACGGAGAUGCCGGAGAGCCGGUACCGCGCCUGGAUCGACCUGCUCAUCAAGGGCAACCAGAACAUGCUCCGCGUGUGGGCGGGCGGCAUCUACGAGGCCGAGGCGCUGUACGACGCAUGCGACGAGAAGGGCGUGCUUGUGUGGCAGGACUUCAUGUUCGGCUGCGGAUUGUACCCUUCGUACGAGAAGAUUAACGCGAGCAUCAAGGCCGAGGCGGAGCAAGCCGUGCAGCGGCUGCGCACGCACCCCUCUGUCAUCAUCUUCGCCGGCAACAACGAGGACUACCAGGUCGCGGAGGAGAAGAAGGUCGUCGACUACGACGACAACAGCGGCGACUACAUGCACACCAAGUUCCCCGCUCGGCACAUCUACGAGAUCCUGCUCCCCGAGGUCGUCAAGCGCUGCUCGGACAUCUUUUACUGGCCCUCGUCGCCGUAUGGCGGCAAGACGUCGGGCGACCUCACCGUCGGCGACGUGCACCAGUGGAACGUGUGGCACGGGACACAGGAGCCGUGGGCCAACUGGGACAAGCUGGCGGGCCGCUUCGUCUCCGAGUUCGGGAUGCAGGGCUACCCGAACCUGCGGACGGUGAAGGAGUGGUUCGAGAAGGGGCAGGAGGACCAGAUGUUCCCUCAGAGCCGCAUCAGCGUCAACCACAACAAGGCGGAUGGGUUCGAGCGCCGCCUCGAACUCUACCUCAUGGAGAACUUCCGCCACGCCUUCGACAUGCCCAGUUACGUCUACUACACGCAGGCGAUGCAGGCCGAGACGCUCGGCGCCGCCUACCGCCUCUGGCGGCGCAAUUGGAAGGGUCGCGGGCGCGAGUACACGUCCGGCGCGCUGGUGUGGCAGAUCAACGACUGCUGGCCGUGCGUGUCGUGGGCCAUCUGCGAUUACUACCUGCGGCCAAAGCCAAGCUUUUAUGCUAUCGCACGCGAGUUGCGACCCUUCACGGUCGGUAUGGCGCGCAAGGAGGUGCGCACGAACGCGAGCGAGAUGAGCCUCGCGCACUAUACGAUCGAGCACGAGCUCGAGCUGUGGGCAUGCAACUCGACGCUGGAGAGCAAGAAGGCGACGAUCGAGCUCGUCAGCUUUGAUCUCGACGCGGGCGAGGUCGCGCGCAGCUCGUUCGACGUCGAGCUCGCGCCGAAUGCCAGCACGGAGGUAUGGAAGGGCACCGUGCCGGGACAGGAGACGCGCACGUCGCUAUCGCAGGUGCCGCGGCCGAUCGUCGUCGGCGCGCGCCUCCUCGCCGAUGGAGAGGUGCUUGCGCGCUAUGCCAACUGGCCUGAACCGUGGAAGUACCUCACGUUCCCGGAUCCAGGGCUCAAGAUCGCCGUCAAGGGGGAUGAGGUUACAGUGACGGUCGAGAAGCCCGUCAAGGGUCUUGUGCUCGACGUCGACGGUGACGAGUGCGACUGGAGCGACCAGGCGCUCGACCUCAUGCCGGGCGACCCGCAGGUCGUCACUGCCAAGGGGUUGAAUGGGCGUGAGGUCAAGGCGCGGUACAUUGGUGACGGGUCGGCGUAGUCAGGCGUAAACGAGUCAGCCACGGCGAGGAGUGCAAGUAGAACCAGCGUACAUUGUGACAUGCUAUGAUCCAUAUCUCAUCG